Molecule: messenger RNA, 402 nt
Organism: Meloidogyne enterolobii
Lineage: Eukaryota; Metazoa; Nematoda; Chromadorea; Rhabditida; Meloidogynidae
Source: the annotation of a GenBank genome assembly
AUGGCAGUUAAACGUAUUCAUAAGGAGUUUCUAGACUUUACAAAAGAACCUCCAUCUUUGUGUAAUGCAGGUCCAAUUGGUGAUGAUCAUCUAAAUUGGCAAGCUACAAUUACUGGACCGCCAACUACGCCAUAUGAUGGAGGAGUGUUUUACUUGAAUAUCAACUUUCCAGAAGCGUAUCCAAUUAAACCACCUAGAGUCUGGUUCAAGACAAAAAUUUAUCAUCCAAAUAUCAACGAUAAUGGAGGUAUUUGUUUGGACAUUCUUCAGAAAAAGUGGUCGCCAGCUUUAACUAUUUCUAAAGGUAAUUUUGGAUGGAUUACUCCAAUUGAGUUUGAACGGUUGGCAUACAUUUUCCCUGGACCACAUUUUCGAUUCAUAACAUUAGAGAACCAUUCUUAA